AUGCGCAAGCACUGGAGACUGGAGCGCAAGGGAUUGCAAAAGGAUCCGCAGCUAGAUGAAGAUCAUGAUGCACAACUGGUGUCUCUGCUUGCUGAGGAGGUGUAUGGCAUGCCAGCUCCUUCUUUUGCUCAAAAGCUACAGCCAAUGGUUACUCGUGAAACAACUUUGCCGCCAAAAGCCGAGGAGGGAUCAACAAAGAUACUUCAACAUAGGCUGCUUCAAGCAGCUGCUCCAGUUGAACCGAACAUGCUGCCCCUAGGGGAAAGAGCUUUACCCGCAUAUGCAAAGAAAUCUACUGAAUCAAAAGGGGCGCAUGCGGAGGAAGCAAGACCAGCACUAUCGCCUUCAAGACGUCAACCGAGAGCGGGCCAGCCACCAGUGCCAGCAGCUCCCCUUCAGUGGAUUCGUGAGGCCUUAAUUAUUUUAAGAAGAAUUGAUGAUCCUCAACACGUACAAUUGCAGCGCCGGAAGAAAGCGGCAGUAGCUUCAGGAGCUUGCGUCAAUUCCCCUCCACCAGCCCAAACUGCCGGGAAUUCAUUUCAACAGGAAGACUUAACGGAUAACUCCGCAGUGGCAACAGUCACAGCAGCUUCCUGCAGGAAUGCUCUGCAGCCGCUUUUUAGGAAUAGCCGAUUGUUGUACGUUAUCUGGACUGGCGCCGGUGGCGGACCCUGGGGAGGGUGCUCAAAAAUUUGGUUUCAACACAGGAGGUAUGUUUGCAAGCAAAACAGCGAAAUAUGCCUACACGAAGAAUCAUAG
Messenger RNA from Eimeria necatrix, 759 nucleotides. RefSeq lists its product as hypothetical. The coding region runs from base 1 to 759 and encodes 252 amino acids. The record is from RefSeq and is a predicted model, not a curated record. Lineage: Eukaryota; Apicomplexa; Conoidasida; Eucoccidiorida; Eimeriidae. The transcript has a single exon.